AAUGAGUCUGUCAAUGCAAACAGUGCCUUCACCUCACCCUACACAGAGUGAUAUGGAAGGAAAUAAUCUACCUCCUAUACGCUAUAAUUCAACAGCUGAGAUACUCUUACCCGUUGCGAGCGGGCGAUAUCGUUGCGAGAUAUGCGAGCGCACGUAUUCGAGGAGAGACCAUCUGGCUCGACAUCGCCAGACCCAUACAUCCCGACGCCCAUUCACCUGCUCUAGUUGCGGGAAAGACUUUGCGAGGCGGGACCUCUUCAUGCGUCAUUCUGCAAUACAUGUCAGAGAUUACGCGCCAAACACGCUACCAAAUCGGGCACAGUAUCUGUACUCACGGAGGGUGUCGAGAGCAUGUAAGGCGUGCGCCGAUGCCAAAGUAAAAUGUCAUGAUGAGAAGCCAUGCCGUCGCUGUCUCAAGCGAGGUACACCUUGUACACCGACAUCUGGGGGAUUUGGCCCAGCCAUGCUAUUUAACCAACGGCCCGAGGUCCACUCGGAGAAUGAGCAGGCUGACUUUUCACUGGAGCCGAAUUCUGUGCGAGACAGGGUGUGUCACGGGUCUGGCUUUCCCGCCGUGAUGAACUAUUCCUUUUCAACUCGGGCUGAGACUAGGCUCACGACUAUUACAGAGGAAGCCAUGUCAGAUUAUGCGCGGAUUACAGAUUGGCCCGCUGAUGAGAGUACUCAGCUGACGAGAACUGUGGAAGGUCUCUCAUCAAGUCUUGAUCCUGACAAAGAACUGCCCCUGGAGACAUCGUUUGAUGAUUUCUUGCUAUCCAAUUUUGAGUCUGCGAGCGGGUGGGAAGAAUUGAUCCCAGAAGGACGAAUAAGACGAGCAAGUGAAGCCUAUCAAUCAUCACUGUGGUAUUCGCACCCAAAUCAAACGUCAAAGAGGACUGAGUCUAUUGGUCGCGAUCUUAGCUCUCAACCUACUGAUGCAAUACUGGAGGGCCUUUUUGAUGAACUGUGCUCAUUAUCCCCCCGCCGCUUCAGUCAGUCUAUACGAGAUAAUCUCUUUGCCGCCCUCGUUAUACAAGCUCAUAAACAAACGCCAGAUUGUCUACAAAAUAUCUGCGCUGUGUUCCCAUCCCCUGCCUUGUUGGAUGCGCUAGUCCACUCCUUCUUUGCAAAGCAGGACCAAAAGGUUGACGCAUGGAUUCACGCACCGUCAUUUGAGCCCAGCACAUUGAAUAUAGAACUCACUACCAUGAUUUUGGCCACUAGUGUAUUGACCACAUCAUCUCCCUCACUGCGCGAACUGGGAACUUGUUUGCGCCGACUUAUACGGCCAUUGAUUUUUGAGAAGUUGGAAAAAGUGCAUGAAUCUAGCUCCAGGCUAGAGCUCUACCAGGCUGUGCUACUAAGCCUUGAACUAGAUCUCUGGCAUAACGAAGAGGGCUGUCUUUACCGCGCCGGGAAGUUCACUAGUAUUAUUGCUACCAUUGUGCGAGGAGAGCUUAUGGGUCGCCAGCCCGAGUCUAUAGCUCCGCUGUCACCGACGGAUAACGUGGAAAGAGUGACUGAGAAAUGGAUUGCAUGGGUAAGAGCGGAGAGCUAUAGAAGGCUGAUGAUGCGAUUCUGUGUUUAUGAUAACCAGUUGUCCAUGACGAUGGGUGUUCGGCCUACGAUAUCUUUAUCCGACUACCGCCACGCGGUACCGCAGCCAAAGGAUCUCUGGUCCGCGAGAACCGCUACAGACUGGAGUCACAAAUACAUGGCUCAGCAGCAAAGUUAUGUUCCGCGGGUAAUAGACCUGUUCGUGUCUAUGCCAAAUAUCCCACUCAUCGCAGGCUUCCUGGAUAGCGGCUUGGCCAUGAAAGUGAGCUUUCACCUACUGGGUGGAUUGAUUACCGAGCAUCACCUAUCCACUUUAACUCCGUUCAGUAUGACCCAGACCAGGAGCGGAGAUGAGCGGGGCCUUGAGAGCACACAGAGCCGCAAGCGGGAACUGGAGACCGCAAUCACAAGCUUUCACCAUGUCUUCAGUGCAAACAUUCGUGCCUCCAGCAUAGAAGGGUUAAUUGUAUCAUACCUGUCUAUGACGCUCAGCGCAUGCAUCAAAAGGGUUGAAACUUUGGCAGGGAAGGCAGGCGAACAAGAGUCUCGCGAUGCGUACCAGGAUAUGCAGGGCUGGGCAGACACACCGGACGCGCGAAAGGCCAUCUGGCACGCGGGCCAAGUUCUUCGACACUUCAAGUCGCUUGAUCGCCUGACAAGCUUCCAGAUAAUCAUGGUGUAUCACGCAGGUUUAGUCCUCUAUGCAUACUCGGUGCUUUCGUGUGUCAGUGGCCGGCCUACAGCAGCCAAGAGCGAUUCAAUCUGCUAUCUCAACGAGGGUCCUUCCACUCAAUUAGAGGAGUUCAUCCGUGAUGGUUCUUUUGAACCGAUGCUUCGAAGUGACUCUCGAGAUACUGAUCGUGCGAGCGUACCCCUCGUCGCCACGAAGGACGCCGUAGAGAUAAUAUCCGAGAUCAUCUUGAACAGGGCAUGGAACUGUGAGGGAUUGUCACCAAGGCUAGUAAAGGGGCUAGCAAAACUACUCCAGGACCUUGCCUGUGUCAGCUAGAAUUGUUAAGUUCAAUAACUACCUCAUUGAUAUUGAGCCAAGGGUUUAUCUCAAAGCACGGCUAGCUAAUGUGGAAUCGACAUCAUUCCCAUUUUGCCCACGCAUAUCUCCGGCGCCUCGUCCCGCUGGGGAACCGAUGAGGAACCGAUGGUCUCCGGCGCCUCGUCCCGAUGGGGAACCGAUGGGGAGGGGCCGUCC
Molecule: messenger RNA, 2764 nt
Organism: Aspergillus calidoustus
Lineage: Eukaryota; Fungi; Ascomycota; Eurotiomycetes; Eurotiales; Aspergillaceae
Source: the annotation of a GenBank genome assembly